UAUUGUGCGAGGUGUUUGAUUUCUAAUCACACUAUGUGAAACGAAACGGCUAUUCAAAUGCGAGAAAAUAACAAAAAUGGCUGAAGAACAGGAGGUGAUUCAAAUAGAAAUACUGUGCAAGCAGCUGUACGAGUCCCAGGACCCUAUCCUCCGGGACCAGGCGGAGAAGGCUGUUGUUUCCUUCCAGGAGUCCCCAGACACCCUGAGCAAAUGCCAGGCGCUGCUGGAGCGAGCCGACUCCUGCUACUCCCAGCUGCUGGCCGCCACCACGCUCACCAAGCUCAUCAACAGGGAGAAGAACUACCAUUUGUCGGUGCAGCAGCUGUUGGACAUACGGAACUAUGUUCUCAACUACCUGGCCACACGGCCCAAACUCGCAAACUUCGUUGUACAGUCGCUGGUAUCCCUGUUCGCGCGAAUCACGAAGCUGAGCUGGUUCGACACCGUGAAGGAGCAACUGGUGUUCCAAAAUGUUAUGGGAGACAUCACCAGCUUCUUGCAGGGCCCAGCUGAGAUGUGCACAAUAGGCGUACAGUUACUGUCACAAUUAGUAGUGGAAAUGAACCAGAUGACUGAGAGGGAGGACGCCAAUCGCGGUCUUUGCAAGCACAGGAAAAUAUCCUCAUCGUUCAGAGACACACAACUCUUCGAGAUGUUCCGUCUCGCUUGCUCGCUCCUCUCCGCCGCUCGAGCGAAGGCAUUAGACCUCAACGACGAGCGACAGAUCACGCUCAUAGCGGCGCUACUACGGCUCGCUCACAACUGUCUCACGUUCGACUUCAUAGGAACUAACAGCGAUGAAGCUUCGGACGACCUGUGCACUGUCCAGAUACCCACAUCCUGGCGACCCACAUUCCUUGAAUCGGGCACUUUAGACCUGUUCUUCGAGUUAUACCACGCGCUGGGCGGCGGGCCGGCGUCGCUGGCGCUCGCGCUACUAGUGCAGCUGGCUUCGGUCCGGCGGUCGCUGUUCAGCAACAACGAGCGGGCCAAGUUCCUCAACCGGCUGGCGGCCGGCGUGCUGCGGAUACUGGAGAACACGCAGGGCCUAUCAGACCCCACGAACUACCACGAGUUCUGCCGACUGCUAGCGCGAUUGAAGACCAACUACCAACUGGGUGAGCUCGUCAUGGUGGACAACUACCCGCGACUUAUCGAGCUGAUUGCCAAGUUCACUGUGCAGAGCUUACAGAUGUGGCAAUUCGCUCCAAAUUCAGUCCACUAUCUGCUAUCGCUAUGGCAACGGAUGGUGGCUUCAGUGCCGUACGUGAAAGCUACAGAGCCACAUCUACUUGAAACUUACGCGCCGGGCGUCACGGCUGCAUACAUCGAGUCGCGGCUCAACUCCGUGCCUUGUGUUGUAAGGGACGGCCUGGAAGACCCGCUAGACGAGGCGGGCACAGUGCAGCAACAAUUGGAGCAGCUGUCAGUGGUGGCUCGCUGCGAGUACGCCAAGAGCUGCCGUCUGCUCGUCGCGCACUUCGACCGCGCGGCCGCCGCCUACAGCGUGCAGCAGAACCCGCAGGAGAUACUCGUCUUGCAGGGUCAAUUAACGUGGCUAGUCUACAUAAUCGGCGCAGCUAUAGGCGGGCGGGCGUCGGUCAACACGUGCGACGAGAACGACGCGAUGGACGGAGAGUUGGUCUGCCGCGUGCUGCAGCUCAUGGACCUGACGGACUCGCGGCUGGCGUCCGGCGGCUGCGAGAAACUAGAACUGGCCAUGAUGUCAUUCUUCGAGCACUUUCGAAAGAUCUACGUGGGGGAACAAGUACAGAAGAACAGCAAAGUGUACCGCUGCCUCAGCGAGGUGUUGGGACUCAACGACGAGAGCCAGCUGCUCAGCGUUAUCAUGAGGAAGAUUAUAACAAACCUAAAGUACUGGGGCGGCAGCGAGCAGAUCAUAGCGAAGACCCUGGGCUUGCUGAGCGAUCUGAGCGGCGGCUACUCCUGCGUCAGGAAGCUGGUCAAGCUGGAUGAGACGCAGCUCAUGCUGACUCAUCACACAGCGGAGCACUUCCCAUUCCUCGGCAUCGCGGGCGUGGGUACCGCCGAGAUGCGAUGCCGGACCAUGCUCUACACAGCGCUCGGCCGCCUGCUCAUGGUGGAGCUGGGAGAGGACGAGGACACCUUCCACACCUUCAUGAUGCCCAUCACCGCGGCGAUGGAGAGUAUAAUAGGCUUGCUAGGUCCUCCAGAGAGUCCUCUAUUCGCGUCAGAAGACGCCAAGAAGACUCUCAUAGGACUAGCAAGAGACUUGCGCGGACUGGCGUUCGCGUUUAACACAAAAACCACUUACAUGAUGUUGUUUGAUUGGAUAUACCCAGUGUACAUAAAAGUGCUCAUCCGGGGAAUCGAAGUGUGGUUCGCUGAGCCGGCGCUCACCACGCCCGUACUCAAACUAACCGCCGAGCUCGCUCAGAACAGAAAUCAGCGCUUACAACUGGACGUUAGCUCGCCGAAUGGGAUAUUGUUAUUCCGGGAGCUAUCCAACAUUAUUUGUGCUUAUGGCAGCAGAAUACUGACGGUGGACGUGAGCAAAAAGCAAAUGUACGCGAUGAAGCUGAAGGGCAUAUCGUUGUGCUUCUCGAUACUGAAGGCAGCGCUCUGUGGGAACUACGCUAAUUUUGGGGUGUUCAGGUUAUAUGGUGACGAGGCCUUAGACAACGCACUAAAUAUGUUUGUGAAGUUAUUACUUAGUAUACCACAAAGUGAUUUACAUGACUAUCCAAAACUAUCCCAAACAUACUACGUGCUACUAGAGCGGCUAGCGCAGGACCUGAUGCCGUUUCUCGCCUCGCUGCAGCCGGAAGCGACGCUCUACAUACUGGCCUCCAUCUCCGAGGGACUCACGGCUCUAGAUACGAGUGUGUGCACAGGCUGCUGCGCGACCCUCGACCAUAUAGUCACAUAUCUAUUUAAGCAAUUAGUACAGAAAUCUAGCAACAAACCGCCUAAUCCGCGCCAGCCGCCGCCCGAAGCGAGCAACAUGUUGCAAGUGCUACAGCGGCGGCCCGAGAUCAUGCAGCAGCUACUAGCCACGGUGCUAAACGUGAUAAUGUUCGAAGACUGCUGCAACCAGUGGUCGAUGUCUCGCCCGCUGCUCGGGCUCAUACUCCUCAACGAGGAGCACUUCGCGCGCCUGCGCGGGGACAUGCUCGCGCAGCAGCCGCGCGACAAGCAGCCGCAGCUGGCGCACUGCUUCAGCGCGCUCAUGGCUGGAGUUGAACCUAAUCUGCUUACUAAGAACAGAGACAGAUUCACACAGAACCUGUCUAUCUUCAGACGGGACAUCAACGACCUGCUCAAAGGCACCUUAGUCAACACAUCCAACGUCAACGACAUGAUGACGUCCUAAUGUGAGCUUCGUCGCAAAUUGAGGUGGACACACACUUGUGUACGUACGCGAACACUGCACGCGUCUUACGAACACAUUCCCGCUUAUUACAAAAAGUUACAUUUAGUAUGGAAAUGUCAUUUUAAACCAGUGUUCAUCCCGGGUUUAACUUUUUAUAAUAAGGCCCAGUAUGAUUAUCUUUGGAUACGUUCGCGAGCGAUUCACGCGCGGGUUAUAACAUUCAAAUGAAUGUUUCGCGUGCCAUCUUAACAUUUUUGCAAAUAGUGAACACUUACAAAAUGAAAAAAUCUUUAUUUAUCUAUGCUAAUGUUACAAAGAUUUGAUUGUUUUAUUUAUAUUGAAUACUCUCUGAAGCUACCAAAACUACUGGACAGAUUAAAAAAAAUUGCACCAUUAGAAUCCUACCUACAUUAAUUUUAGAGUGUAAUAAUUGAACUAAUUUUUACAAACUGACAAAUCUUAAAGAACAUUUUACUUGUCUCAUGAUUUUUUCCCUACGUUAAUACUAUAGUAAUAUAACUUCUAUUGACUUCAAACUGUCCACGAAUGUGUUAAGAUAAUUAUAUCCCUGUUUUAAGCUCAUUUUUAGUGGUUUGUGAUAUGCAAUGUGUUCGUUGUACCGCAUGAGUGUGGGUCCACCCUUAACAUAGUGUGUACACAAGUCGCCAUUUCAUAUAGCGGGUGUCACUACGUUCAGGCAAGUUAAGUUUAAAUGGUAAAACACUGUUAUAGAAUGACAGGUGACGUAUGUUUUACAGCAUUUUCUUCAGACUGUGGUAUUAUUGACAGCUGUCAUCUAAGAUUUGACGUUUGUGGAGAUUUUUUUUUAUGUUUGUAUCGUGAAAUGGGAAUGAAAUCGCCGUUUUAUUUUAUGUCACUGUUAUGUUAACAAUAUAGGGCAGAUUUUUUGACUCAAUUGAAUGUCAUAUCCUAAAAGUUUUUAUAAGUAAUAAUAUGAAGUGCCUUUUUCAUUUGAUGCGGAUUUCUGCGCGUGUAAAAUCUCACAGCUCUCACAGCGGUUGCACGCAGUACAAAGAUUUCGUAUUGUGUGCCCGCAGCCGAUCCGCGUUCCGCGUGCGUGUAGUCGCGUAAGGCGAUUAUCACACUGCACCGCGCUCCGCCGCGGUACGCGGGGCGACAGAUUUAAUCAUUGUAUGCAAGUACCUCAGUUUGUAUAGAAAACACGCGCGGCACAACACACUGACAACGCGUCUGCGCGCGGAAUUUUUUAUAUGAAAUCACGCGGACCGCGGCGGAGCGCGGUGCAGUGUGAUAAUCGUCUAAUAGGAAAAACAUGUAUGAAAUAAUGAAAUGCGUACCAUCCGCAUGCGUGCGGAAAUCCGCAUCGCAGGAAAAAUGCACUAACAGUGUGUAUCCGCUUCAGAGGGCCUAGUGUGAGUUUACAUCAAACGUCAUCACUAGUGAGUGCGUCAAAAAAUGACAUAAAUGUAUGACGGAUUGUACAGCGCCCCUAGCGGGAAACGUUCAAAAACUAAAAUUUUCAUAAAUUUUUUAAUGAAACACUCAUUUUUUGAUGUAAACUCACACACAGCCCACAGUUGUAAUAAUAUCCUUUUAACAGAAAUAAUACGGUAAAGAGGUGUAUAAAUUGUAAUUAUAAACGAGAGCAGAGUAUUGUAGAAUAACCAGCAAAUUAAACUGGGUGUAGUCAUGCAAUAGCUGGAACUAAUGUGCGUUCCCGGUGAUGUCGUCGCAUUCGAUGCUUACUGCUGGAUUACUUUUUAGCUGUACAAAUGCUAUAGCAUUUAAUUUAUUUAUAACUGACAUAUUAUGAAUUAUCUAUCGAAAAACAAAUGAAAAUAUGGCAACUAAAUUGCUUUGACUGAAUGUAAAAAAAAACCUGUUUAUUUUGCAUGUGAAGAGAAAAGCCUUGCUGCAUGUAUUUUAUGAACAGAAAAACUAACUAUAGUGUUAAAAAUUAUUUUUAUUCUUAUUAUAAUAAGAUGUUUGAUUUGUAUAAGAUAAUUUUGCAUUUGUAUGUCUGAAAAGAUCCAGUAUUGUUAGAUAAUGGUCAAUUUAAUGUAUCGAAUGGUACGCAGUUUUAGUAACAAUUUAGCAGUAGUAAGACGUGUAUUUAGAAGUCUGGCCAGCGUGAAGAUUUUAGUCCAAAUCCUCCAUUUGCUUGUAAUAAAAGAGAGGGCCGUGCUCCUGCAGUAGAGACUAAAGGACGUAGCACACUUAUCAACCCGGAAAGGGAUCGUAACCGUAUCACCUCGAGGCUGUCAGUAUUAUUUGGAUGAAACUCCAUACUGCAACGCACACCUAUCCGCACUGUAACGUAAACGCCUUGACAGCUCGCGAAAGGCGAUGACAGCUCGCAAAGGGCGAUGACAGCUCGCAAAAGGCGAUAAAUGGUGUUGAUUCCUUUUCGUGUUGAUAAGUCUGCUAUGACCUUAAAUGACUUAAUGAUGAUGGAGUGAAUUAAGAAUGUAUAUUUUUGUCAGUAUUCGCUUUGGAUGACUCAGAUGUCGAAAUAAUUAAUGAAGUUCCUUUUUAGUUCCUGUAUAUUUAUUUAAUCGGGUCGAAUGCGGUGACAGCAACGGGAAUUCGUUAUUUUUAAGUUACGACAAUCACAAUUUUUUGUAUCGUUUUCUAACGUUCAUUUUUCAUACAGACUGACAUUCCAGAGUGAGGCUGUGGUCUCCUAUUUACGCAGUAGGCAAUACAAUGCUUACUAUAGAAAUGUAUAGUCCGCGAGACCUAAGCUGAGCUUUGCAUUUGUGUGCACGUGGGUAGUGUAGGUGUGACAGUUUAUACAUAUUACCGACUAGCUUUCCGCCCGCGUGGAAUUUUGUCUGUCACAGGAAAACUUUAUCGCGCGUCCCUGUUUCAAAUACCGGGAUAAAAACUAUCCUAUGUCCUUUCCCGGAACUCAAACAAUCUCUAUGCCAAAUUUCAUCAAAAUCGGUUUAGUGGUUUAGGCGUGAAAGUGAGACAGACAGACAGACAGAUUUACUUUCGAAUUUAUGCAAUCGGUCUGAGGCGCAAGUCCGCCGCGGAUUUUUAUCACUUCAUCUCUUGUACUGGUAGCAGCUUGACGUGUUUAAUUCUUAGUAUAGUACCACGAUUCUAAAACCUCAAGUGGCAAAAAUUAAAAACGUUAUAAGGUAUUGAUAGUAGCGCCAUCCUGUAAAUGUCAUAGUUAUGUAGUUGUCCAACGUGACUAAAAUCGAAUUUAAUAAUCCAGUAUUGAUGAAUAAUAUCUAUAUUUUGUUUUUGUGGUAUUUUUUUUCCAUUCAAACUUUUGCGAAUUUUUUAAGUUUUUGGCUGACUCUACUUUUGGUAUCACUCACACAAAUGCAAAGCUCAGUUUACGUCAUAUGCCUUAUAGCGUAUAGGAGACCAUAGCCUGACGUCAUUGCUACGGAUGGCGCGUGUAUUGUGGGAUGUGUGAAUACUUGCAACUGAAUGGGCACAAACUGUGCUGUCUUGUGUUGAACUGUGCUGUGGGAACUGGUGUACUUUUGUUGCCUUAAGAUUAACAAGAAGUGUACAGUUGAGAGCACGUUUUUUGCUGCAAAAUGGCCUGUAUUGUAUAGAUCGUUUCAUUCACGAGGACGCGCCCCACCAUUCUUCCGCUAAUAUUUGAGUGUUAUCGGUACACGCUAAAUUAUCCAUGAGUGCACACGCACACUACAAUAAUGCCGCUUUUUCAAACUCAUGAAAAUUUAAGAGAUAAAGCGCGCCAAAGUUCAAAAGAAGAGGCCCGUGACGUCAAUGAGUGCUUAAAAGUGCCGCACUUUGUGGCGUCGCGCGGAACUUCAAUUAAUUUUUGAUUGAAAAGUUUGAAAAUUAAAAAUGUACGUGUCCAAUAUUUUUUGAUAUUAAAAUAGACGGAUUAAAAAAAACAAUAUAUUGGUAUGCUGUCUUACAUUAGGAUCAAUUUUUUAUAAAGGUAUAUUCACACUUAUACGAUGCGUAUGAGUGCCUCUCAAAUGUACUCCCCGCGAACGGACCGUAGCAAUGUGAAUAAAUCAACAAUGUUCCAUUGGUUCCCACACUGCAGUAGUUUUGAUGUAUUUCUAAGCUGUUUUAAGUGUCGAAUUACUUUACAAAAAUAUGAAAUAAACUGUUGUUAUAUUAUUA
Ostrinia nubilalis (European corn borer) is the source of this 7462-nucleotide messenger RNA. It is a transcript of the gene Ranbp16, whose product is annotated as exportin-7-B. The coding region runs from base 77 to 3355 and encodes 1092 amino acids. Gene Ontology annotation, cellular component: nuclear pore; cytoplasm. Gene Ontology annotation, biological process: protein export from nucleus. Gene Ontology annotation, molecular function: small GTPase binding; nuclear export signal receptor activity. The record is from RefSeq and is a predicted model, not a curated record. NCBI's taxonomy places the organism in Eukaryota, Metazoa, Arthropoda, Insecta, Lepidoptera, Crambidae. The transcript has 24 exons.